CAGGCCCUAAUGAGCGAAGACUAGAAGAAGAAGCGAAGAGAGAGAGAGAGAGAGAGAAGAGAUCAAGACACACAGCUACAGAGUUGGCAAAGACUCGAAGCGAAGAGAGAGAGGGAGAGAGAGAGAGAGAGAGUCGGCAUUAAUGGCGGAAGGGAUAAAACACAGCGAAGAGAGCGUGAAGUUGUUCGUAGGUCAAGUUCCGAAGCAAAUGACCGAAGAGCAACUUCUCGCAAUGUUCAAAGAGUUCGCUCUAGUAGACGAAGUCAACAUCAUCAAAGACAAGACUACGCGAGCUUCACGAGGGUGUUGUUUCGUUAAAUGUCCGUCGAGGGAAGAAGCCGACAAAGCGGUGAAUGCGUAUCACAAUAAGAGAACUCUUCCUGGGGUUAGUGUUGUUCUGAUCUCUAUCCAUUGGUGUUAAUGUAGUUUUUGAAUGCAUUAAUUGAAUAACUUUGAAGAAUUUGUCUAAUGUUUGUGGACAUUAUGUCUUAUAGUGUAAUUUACUGAUUUGGACAAUUACUGAUUUCUCAUAGUUUGCAAUUUUCGGCUACAGAAAUAGCUUGUGUGCCAUAACUAAGGACUUCUUCCAUGAACUUAUUAUUUCUUGCUUAAGUGUGUUGCUGA
Molecule: messenger RNA, 624 nt
Organism: Camellia sinensis
Lineage: Eukaryota; Viridiplantae; Streptophyta; Magnoliopsida; Ericales; Theaceae
Source: RefSeq, a predicted model, not a curated record